CAGAAGGCAUCUCCGUCAAAUGCAGUCCGUGUGUGUUUGUAUACGCGUUUCCGUACCAGAGUGGCAGAAUGGCACGGGAUCUGUGUGUUAACGGUGUACACCUGUGUUUUGUGUAAUGCCGAGAGCAGGACUCGUCAGGGGAAGCACAUUUAUUAAUGUUGUGGGGAUUUGUGUCGGUGAGGCGGGUUAGCAGCAGAGUGAGAGGAUGAUUCGCUGGAUCCGUCAACAGCUGGGCGUUGACCCUCCCCAUCAGAGUGACACACGCACCGUUUACAUUGCAAACAAGUUCCCGCAGCAUGGCCUUUACACUCCUCAGAGGUUUGCAGACAACAGGAUAAUUUCCUCAAAGUACACCAUAUGGAACUUCGUCCCCAAGAAUUUGUUUGAGCAAUUCAGAAGAAUAGCCAAUUUUUAUUUUCUCAUCAUUUUCUUAGUUCAGUUAAUGAUUGACACACCCACUUCCCCUAUAACAAGUGGACUUCCUCUGUUUUUUGUCAUCACUGUAACUGCCAUCAAGCAGGGAUAUGAGGACUGGCUGCGACACAAAGCUGACAAUGAAGUGAAUGGAGCACCAGUAUUUGUCGUGCGCAGCGGCAGUCUGGUCCAGACCCGAUCCAAGAAUAUCAGAGUAGGAGAUAUUGUGAGAGUAGCCAAAGAUGAGACGUUUCCUGCAGACCUGGUGCUUCUAUCGUCAGACCGUGCAGAAGGGACAUGUCACAUCACCACUACAAGCCUGGAUGGAGAGACUAACCUGAAGACCCACUAUUCAGUGCCAGAAACAGCUGUGUCGCAGUCGGUGUCACGGUUGGAGUCUCUGCAGGCGGUGGUGGAGUGCCAGCAGCCCGAGGCAGAUUUAUACAGGUUUGUCGGGAGAAUAACUGUGACCCAACAAGGAGAGGAGAUAGUGAGGCCUUUAGGACCAGAGAACCUUCUGCUUCGAGGAGCAAGAUUAAAAAACACCAAAGAGAUAUUUGGUGUGGCGGUGUACACGGGCAUGGAGUCCAAGAUGGCUCUGAACUACAAGUGCAAAUCCCAAAAACGCUCAGCAGUAGAGAAAUCCAUGAAUACAUUUCUUAUCAUCUACUUGGGAAUUCUGCUGUUUGAAGCCAUUCUCAGCACUAUUUUGAAGUACGCCUGGCAGGCAGAGAAUAAGUGGGAUGAGCCUUUUUACAAUGAGAAGACAGACCAAGAGAGAAACAGCAGCCAGAUUUUGAAGUUCAUUUCAGACUUCCUGGCUUUCCUGGUGUUGUACAACUUCAUAAUCCCCAUCUCACUGUACGUGACAGUUGAGCUGCAGAAGUUUCUGGGCUCUUUUUUCAUAGGCUGGGACUUGGAUCUGUAUCAUGAAGAGAGCGACCAAAAGGCUCAAGUCAACACAUCAGACCUGAACGAGGAGCUAGGCCAGGUGGAGUACGUUUUCACUGACAAAACGGGAACGCUCACCGAGAACGAGAUGCAGUUCAGAGAAUGCUCCAUCAACGGGAUCAAAUACCAGGAGAUCAACGGGAAGCUCAUCCCUGAAGGAAUGACAGAAGAUUUCCCAGAUGGAUCUGCGCCUUAUCUGAACAGAGAAGAGGAGUUGUUCCUGAAAGCUGUCUCACUGUGUCACACAGUGCAGAUCAGUUAUGAUCAAACAGAUGGACUGGGAGUUUCCUUCUCGCAUGCCAAUGGCUUCUCGCCACAGAUGGAGUAUUAUGCCUCCUCUCCUGAUGAGAAAGCCCUCGUGGAAGCCACCAAGAGGAUGGGGGUCACAUUCACAGGCAGCAAUGGAGAAAACAUGGAGAUAAAAACAUUUGGCAAAGCAGAGAAGUAUAAACUUCUCCACGUUCUUGAGUUUGAUGCAAACCGAAGACGAAUGAGCGUGAUACUGCAGACUCCUUCAGGUGAAAAUGUGCUAUUUAUAAAAGGAGCCGAAUCGGCUAUCCUCCCCUACACCAAGAGUGGAGAGAUUGAUAAAACCAGAGUCCAUGUGGAUGAGUUUGCCCUGAAGGGUUUGAGGACACUGGUUGUGGCCUGCAGACACUUCAGUGCUGAUGAGUAUAAGGAAGUGGACAGACGGCUCCAUGAAGCCAGAACGGCUCUACAGCAGAGAGAGGAAAGGCUGGCUGAGGUCUUCAACUUUAUUGAGAAAGACCUGGAGCUGCUGGGAGCCACUGGGGUGGAGGACAAGCUGCAGGAUAAGGUUCAGGAGACGAUUGAAGCUCUGCGAUUGGCUGGGAUCAAAGUGUGGGUGUUGACUGGUGACAAACAUGAGACAGCGGUCAGUGUGAGUCUCUCGUGCGGUCACUUCCACCGCACCAUGAACAUCCUGGAGCUCAUACAGCAGAAAUCAGACAAUGAGUGUGCCGAGCAGCUCCGCAGGCUGGACCGGAGGAUCAGAGAGGACCAUGUGAUCCAGCACGGGCUGGUGGUGGACGGGGCCAGUUUGUCACUGGCUCUUCGAGAACAUGAGAAGCUCUUCAUGGAGGUGUGCAAAAACUGCUCUGCUGUGCUCUGCUGCAGAAUGGCUCCACUCCAGAAAGCCAAGGUGGUGAGAUUGUUGAAGACAUCCCCAGAGAAGCCCAUUACAUUAGCCAUUGGGGAUGGAGCCAAUGAUGUCAGUAUGAUUCAAGAGGCUCAUGUUGGUAUCGGUAUCAUGGGAAAAGAAGGAAGACAAGCCGUAAGAAACAGCGACUAUGCAUUUGCAAGGUUCAAAUUCCUCGCCAAAUUGCUGCUCGUACACGGCCAUUUCUACUACAUUAGAAUAGCAACCCUUGUGCAAUACUUUUUCUACAAGAAUGUGUGCUUUAUCACUCCCCAGUUUUUAUACCAGUUCUUCUGUUUGUUCUCACAACAAACCCUUUAUGACAGCGUGUAUCUGACGCUGUAUAAUAUCUGCUUCACUUCUCUACCCAUACUGGUGUACAGUCUGUUUGAGCAGCUCGUUCAUCCACAUGUGCUGCAGAGCAAACCAGCACUUUACAGAGACAUCAGUAAAAACUCCCUGCUGUCCUUCAAAACCUUUUUGUACUGGACACUCCUGGGCUUCUGCCAUGCCUUCAUCUUCUUCUUUGGGUCCUAUAUCCUAAUGGGAGAAGACACCACGCUGAUGGGAAACGGACAGAUGUUUGGAAACUGGACUUUUGGCACUUUAGUUUUCACUGUGAUGGUUAUUACUGUUACACUGAAGCUGGCCUUAGAGACACAGUUCUGGACAUGGAUGAAUCACUUUGUUACAUGGGGAUCCAUCGCCUUCUACUUCAUCUUCUCCUUAUUUUAUGGUGGCAUCAUCUGGCCGUUUCUUCACACACAGGACAUGUACUUCGUCUUCGUCCAGCUGCUGUCCAGCGGCUCGGCCUGGUUUGCCAUCAUCAUCAUUAUCAUCACGUGUCUGUUUCCUGAUGUCAUCAAGAAAGUCUUUUGCAGACACCUGCAGCCAACCAGCACUCAGAAAUCUCAGAUGGAAGCGGAUAAGGUUUCAGGCAGCUCAGAAUAUGACCCUGCUGAAAUCAGGAGCAGAGGGGAGGACAAUCGGCCACUGAUCGCUGCUUCUCCUCCCCCACCUCUGCUGCAGCCCCACCUUUCCCCUAGUUUAUUGAGGCCUACCAGGGCAUCGGAUGUGUGGACUCCAUGUGCUGUUUCUCAGAGGGACAAAACGCCUGCUCACGGCUGGUGGAGCGAAUGAUGGGCCGCUGUGACCCGGCUCGGGCCACCAGGUGCGACCUCUCUCUGUCUAGUCUCUGCUGCAAGCACAUCUCCUACAAGCUUGAGCAUGAUGAGCCAGCAGCCCUGGAUGAGUGAGGGCUGCCUCCGCACUCAAAGCAUUCCCUAUUAGCACGUUGAGUUUAAGAAAGAAACGGGUGCAUUCAUUUGCCUUUAGCAUGUAAUCUUUGUUACAUUUAAAGUGAGCUUCACCGUCUGUGAGGGUCCAGGUAUGUACGUUAGGGUUGUGGGGUAUAACGCUACAAGAAAAGUACCUCUGUAGCAAAACAUUUAAAUGAAACGAUAUCAUUAUUUUGCACAUUUCGGUAUCUGACAGCAAUGUGCUGCUAUUCAGCGCAAUUCAGGCAGUGUGAAGUGAAAGCAACGUUAACGUUCAGGGAUAUAUAAAUGUGAUGAAUGAUUUGAGAAUAAAAAAUAAAUGCAUUGAAUGCCAAAUUUAAUAAUUGAUAAUCAUUGCUAUAAUAGCGUGCAGUGGUGCCUGACCACCGUAUUUUUCCAAUUAAUUUUUACCAUAGGGAUUUCAUAAAAUCCUUCAUAAAAGCUAUUAACCAACCAGCUCACCAGAGGUGAAAUAAGAUAAGAUUAAUAGCAAAGUAAGAUUUUGAGUUUUGAAAAUCGCUCUGCAGAGCUCUUUUGGCGUGCUUUGUUGGAUGUGAUUCUUGGAUUGGUAGAUUGUCACUCUUCAGGAUCAUGGGUAGUGUAGUUCUUUAGCAGAAAUUCUGCUAUUAAACAGGAUUUUUUUUAAUUCUUUUGUUUUAAAUGAAGUUGAAAUAAUGCAAACUGAUGGCUUUAACAGAAGCGUAUACCAUUGAUGAACAACCUCUGAGCUUGAGUAUGGGAUUUUAACUCUGCAUUAUUGUUUUAGUGAUAUGCAAAUCUGUCACAUAUAUCUACCCAAUAGGAUGGUAUCGUACAGAAGAUUUGGUAUCGACCCAACCCUAAUGUCGCAUACAUGGAAACGUAGAAAAUUGUUGCCAAAAAGUUACAUUAAGUCUGCCUUACCAGCUUGCUGUGUUCAUCUUUCAUCGUCUUCACCUUAUUUCGAGGUGUGUCCGUCACCGAUUUGUGUCUUUUCUAUGUGGCAGAAACGCUCUCUGCUGAAAAUUCACUGUAAAUCUUGUGCCUCCAAGGCGAUCACCUCCAUAAUCCCUGAAGCUGUCUUACCAUCAGUGUUUUCAGACAUCACACUGUUAUUAGCCAGGCAAACAGUUAUAAUGCCAAUUUAUGCAAGUAUAUGCUCAUGGAAUGUCGGAGUAUAUGAUUCGACCUUUGGAACAUCUUGUCGUUACGUGUUCUGAGACGUUGCAUCCCUGUUCAGUGUUAUAAUUCACAUCUUAGUCUUUGCCUUGUGUGUGUAUCUCUCAGUGGAGGGUGUUUGUGAUGGCAUGCAAUUGUAAUGCACUCCUUAGCCUCAGCUUUCCACGUAAUCGUUUUGACUGUCUGUAUCCGCACUUUGGGAAGCGGGGCACUUCUGAAGCUAUGCCACAGUCAACUAAAUACAAGAUUCUUUUUCCAGUUUAACUGCUAGAACACUGCCAUCGAAGCGCAGGGUACUAGAGAAGACCUCUGUGAUUGGCUCAUUUAUCGCAAAGCAAUCACGUGACCACAUCAUGAUUAGUUUAGUGGCUUGUUGCAUUCAUCAGAUGAUCUGUACUGCUUGUAUUCCGUCUCAGACCAGUGGUUCUCAACUGGUGGGUCAUGGGCAUGUCAAAGGUUGUGUGUCCAAUCAAACUCCAUAUUUUGCCGCUAAAUCAUCUGUCACUUGAUAGAAUCUAGCCAAAUUAGGCAGAUGCCAGCGUGGAUGGAUCACAAUGUACGACUAAUCGAUAGUGAGAUAUUUUCUAUAAUGCUAUUUAUUUUUUGUUUUGAUAUUUCAAUGUGCUUUAAUAAGCGUGCUGAAGGUAUGCUUUGCUUAAGCUAUUAGACACUUUACACAGUUAAACCCUCCUGCAAAACGUUUAAUUCUUUCCCUUUAAAGUACUGCCCCUGGAGCCAUACACAUUCAGACUGACGUCCUUGGCCCCUGCUUAGCCUCUUGCGCCGUUUUGAGCAUCCCGCUAUGAGUGUUACGUUUUCAACACAUGUCAAGUUUUUUUAAAAACGCAUCUCAAGACCCAUGCAUGCUCUACCAUUCUGUUGCACUCUGUCUAGCUGUUUUUGACCGCAAGAUUAAGACCGUCUUAGGUAAACAUCCCCUAACAAAAGCAUCUGAUCGUGGUCAGAUGUAACCAAAACCAGCCUAAUUAUACGGGGCUAAAGAUUAGUUGACUAGUCAUUCAGGCAACACACCGGACAAUUAUUUUCAUUGAACAAUUUGUUUACUUUUAUAAGAUAAAGUAUUCUGGCAACGUGCUUGAUCCCCACAGGAAAAUUUGGGUCUUGAAGCAGUACCCUUUGAGAACCACUGCUUUAGACAUUGAAAGAGUGUCUAAUAUGAAGUCAGUAAGCCACCUCUGUGUAUACAUUUAACCUCACAUAUCCUGUAAGUGCAAAUACAUAUUCUAAUUAAGACUCUAUACCUCUUUACAAGAUCUUAAAACGGUUGUCUUCAUCUGCAAGAUACAACAAUGCUGCAUUUGUUGAUUUGCCCUGUCCUAAUCGUUUCCUCCAUGUGAUCCAAAGAUAAUCGCAUUACUGUAGCUAUCGAUGUAUUCUUUAUCUUACAUGGAAAUCGAUCUAUUAUAAUAUGGCUGUACAUUAAGGGCAUUAGUCCCAAAAACUAAGGCAUUCGAUGAAGACAUGCCCCCUGAUAGUCAAGAGUAGCAGGUGUGGCAUUUGAGGAAUACAGCUUGUGGACCGCUCCGAUCCUCAAGGGCUGCUUAAUUCCACUCUAUUUACAAAUACGAUAUACAUUUUAUAGUUAUGAACCAAUAAAUGUACGAUAUUUUUCUACAGACAAUAGAUUUACAUUAUGAAUUAGUUUGUAUAUUUACUUAUACUGUGUAGUGUAAAUCAACUUUGUUUCAUAUAUAGGUAUCAUAUCAUAAUAUGCUUAGGAAGAGGUUAUUACUUUCAUAAGAAUGUAGUCUACGUGAAUGUCAAGGCUGUGGAAGUAUGCUGUUUUUAUUUGUUUAACCAUUUGUCUUUGAACCAUGCACAUUAACCCGUCUUGUACUCACAUGUCUUCUCAUCCAUUUUUUCAUGACCUCUUAGUGUUGCUUGCUGAUCUUCAUGCACUGAGUUAAAUGGUUAUAUAGAGCUUUAGAAGAUUUGUGUGAAGUAGGGAAGCCAAAAUAUAAAUUUUGACUGAUACAAAUAGCCAAUAAUUAAAUGUUCACAAUUAAUGGUUGGCCAAUAAGGGGUAUUCAGUGGUCGAUAUCUAGAGACUAUGAUGCAGGAUUGACAAUAUAAUGUUAAUAUAUACAUAAAACAAUUUGAUGCUAACAAAUAAGAUAAAAUAAUUAUUUUACACAAUAUUUACUAAAAAUAUUGUAUCCAAAGUAUCAAAUAAAUAAGCCCUGAUAUUAUGUUUCUAACCCUAUUAGCCAAAUCAAAUGAUACAGAUAAAAAAAAUGAAAAACACUAAUAUUGGCCAAUACCGAUAUAUUAUAUUGGUAAAAUAUUGUAUCCAAAGUAUCAAAUAUAUUAUAUCGGUAUCGGUCAAUAUUAGCACUUUAAAAAAUAUAUAUUAGUGUUGUUUGAUUUGGCCGAUAUUGUCAGCAGAUAAUAUCAGGGCUUAUUUUUUCAUACUAGGGAUGCACAAUAUAUCCCUAGUAUGAAAAAAAUAAGCCCUGAUAUUAUCUGCUGACAAUAUCGGCUAAAUCAAAUGAUACACAUUAAAGAAAACUCUGAUAUUAGCUGAUGCUAUCUAGUUGAUAUAUUUUGCAUAUGAAAAAAUAAGCCCUGAUAUUAUCGGCAUAUGAGGCAAAUCAUUUGAUAACGAUUUACAAAAAGAAAAUGCUGAUAUUGGCCGAUACUGAUGUAUUUUACAUCCCUAGUAUGAAAAAAAAAAGCCCUGAUAUUAUAUGCUUUCAAUAUCAGAUAAAUCAAACUAUACUGAUAAUUUAAAUAAGCGCUAAUAUUGGCUGAUACCAGUAUAGAAAAAUCAAACCGAUACUGAUAAUAACAGUAAUACAUAAUGCUAAUAUCGGCUGUAUAUAAUACAGCGCAUACCCAGUAGAGAGGUCCCACAAGAUUAUGAACACCUCUCUCCACAUCCUACAACUCGCAUAUCAUUCAGACUGUAGACCAGGUUUGAAUUGAGAUCAUAGUUUCAAAACGCCUCCAAAUUAUCCACACUGUCCCCCUCACUAUUCGCACUUUCCUUGGUGCUUCCAGAUCAUGGAGUGACUCAGACACCUUCUUCUCCAACGACCGGAGCAUCCUGACACUCUCACCCAUGGAGGUCUCUCAUUGUUAAUGCUAUGAAGAAACCCCUCACACCAGCCCAAAGAGGAACUGCUUGUAGAGUCUGGAGACGCCUACUCUUACCCCAUCCUCCUUGUCCAAUCACCAGCCAGACUUUCACAUUUUAAAACCUCUGAUUUCAGAGUAAGUCAUAUCAGAUAUGAUCAUCAAGGGAUAAGCAGUGGUUCCUCAAAAAACCAAAGGAUAUGUCUGACUUUGUUUCUGCUGCUAUGGAAUUUUACAAAAGGGCCACCAGCUUUCCUGAGGAAAACCAGUGGGUCUGUUUGAAGCCAUAAUACCCUCUUUGAAUUGCCUGAUUUUUCAAGGUAUUAAAUGUGAGCACAGUGUAGCGAUCGCUCAAAACCUGUAGCCUCCUUUAGAAAACACCCUAAGAUGCCUACCUGUACACCCAACCUCUCUUGGAUUGUACAGAUUAUCAUGAUGCAAGAAUGUUGCACAGUUCGUGAUGGGAAACUGACAUAUCAUCUUUGAACUCACUCACUUUAAACUCCAUCAGUCAUGUGCCUGCAUAUUAUUUGUUUCCUCUAUCUUGCACAUGCUAUAUUAUCAUUUCUAACCAUUGUCAUUAGAUCAUUUAUCAUUGUUGCUGUGUUCUUUGUUUCUCUGCUCAUGUUGCUAACCACUCAUCAAAGCCGUUUGAUUUUGUUUUGUUUGUGCGUGUGUGUAUUUAAUAGUGCAAGAGGGCAUAGUCUGAGUAAAUUGAAUCUACAUUCUACAUGGGCCGUGAGUUGUAUGUAAAGGCCUGAGCAUUGGGACAACCGUUUUAAACUUGCUUAGAUCAGCUAUACUGAAGUUUAUGAUAUCCGACUGCAUGCUAUACUUUGGUCAAUCGGUCUCAAUAAUACUGCAGGCCAAAGGUAACUGGCCCUAUAUGCUCCUGUUCUGGCAAGUUCAAAACUAGUCUUGGGAUUUUUUUUAGUUGUUUUUUUUUUGUUUUGUUGCAUGGACAGUAACAAUCCACCCUGGAUCUUAACAUCUGGUGCCGUGACCCAGGUGGCAGUCAGAAUUUGGAUAAAGUAUGGCAACAUAUGGUACUUGUCUUUAGUUUUUGUUUGUCACUUCUCAUGUCAACGUACAAACCCGAAACUCAAAUAUUUUGUGUUGAAAUCAGAUGGGGGAAGUAUAUUGUAUUUAAUUAUAUAGCAAUGCAGUUUGCCGCUUGUUACUUAGACACAUUAGCAAUAAGACUCAAUCUAGACUGGAUAAACCUGAUCUAGCUGUGAUGCCAAUCAUCCAUUUUACAGUUCCAUUUUUUUUUCUGUAAAUGUCUGUUCUUCUAAUUGUAUUCUCCUUACAGUGAAUUAUGUUAAAUGCUGAUGUUUAUGAAAGUUCUAUUUACAGAAUAAAUGAAUUUUUUUUUUAA
Myxocyprinus asiaticus (Chinese sucker) is the source of this 9433-nucleotide messenger RNA. Its product is annotated as phospholipid-transporting ATPase IF-like. Gene Ontology annotation, molecular function: magnesium ion binding; ATPase-coupled intramembrane lipid carrier activity; ATP hydrolysis activity. The record is from RefSeq and is a predicted model, not a curated record. Gene Ontology annotation, cellular component: endoplasmic reticulum; plasma membrane; recycling endosome. Gene Ontology annotation, biological process: phospholipid translocation. The transcript is spliced from 30 exons. Lineage: Eukaryota; Metazoa; Chordata; Actinopteri; Cypriniformes; Catostomidae. The coding region runs from base 206 to 3664 and encodes 1152 amino acids.